UCGGAUAGUUGCCUGGCUAUCACCCGGGAUGUACCAAGUCCCUCGUCACGCGCGGCAAAAAUUGUUCUGGUUUUUAUGUUUCGUCCUUGUUUCCAUAUCUUGGGGAUUUGUAUUCUGGACAGGAGCUGUAAUAGUUAAGCGAAACUUAGAGUCCAACCGAUAAAAUAUCAUUCUUAAUUUCAAGUUGUUGAAUGGAACUCAUUGAUCCCCAAAAUCCCAGGCUUUUAACAAAUCUUGAAGUUCUGAAGCUUAUCAAAGAUAAACUUGAAUCUAAAAAGAAAGUCAGGCGCCAGCAAACGCUAUUGUAUACGGGCGCAAAGUAUUUAAAUACCAAAUCACCUUGUAGCAAACAGGAAGAAUCAGGAGUACAGGGAUUUGCUAAUGAUGUCAAGGUAUUUAAUUUAACAAAAUCUGAGAUUCUCAUGCUUAUCAAUCACUGUCCCAGUAGUCAAGUGGAGCUAUCAGUAAUAAUCAGUGAUUUGGAUUCUCGAUUAUCUAACAGUCAAACUGACCAACUCUUACAAUUAGUAGAAAAGCAUUUUCCCGAUGGUGUUACUGCAAGUCAAAUGAUCAAUUCCACUGGUACAUUAGAGGCAUCUGAAGAUAUAUAAUUAUUACUACUUGUAUUUAUCUCCCAUCCUAACAUAAAUACAUUUUACUAGUCUUUCA
Schistosoma mattheei is the source of this 669-nucleotide messenger RNA. The record is from the annotation of a GenBank genome assembly. NCBI's taxonomy places the organism in Eukaryota, Metazoa, Platyhelminthes, Trematoda, Strigeidida, Schistosomatidae.